Messenger RNA from Pochonia chlamydosporia 170, 2385 nucleotides. Its product is annotated as 3-hydroxyisobutyrate dehydrogenase protein. NCBI's taxonomy places the organism in Eukaryota, Fungi, Ascomycota, Sordariomycetes, Hypocreales, Clavicipitaceae. The transcript has 6 exons. The coding region runs from base 1 to 2385 and encodes 794 amino acids. The record is from RefSeq and is a predicted model, not a curated record.
AUGAACGGACAGCCGCAGUACAGAACGCAACAAAACAACGUGGAGCUCUUUAUCGCAAACUUCGACGAUGCUAAAGGGUGGUUCAAUGCUUGGUCUGGCUCGAAUGGGCAAUGGCAGUGGAGGCCGUGGGGGGAAGAACCAUCUAGGCCAAAACUGUAUUAUGCGUCAGCAUUACAGUAUAAGGCCGGGUUCGAUUAUUUUGCGGUGGAUGGCAUGGGACGAAUAACAACCGGCAAUCGGCCAUUUGAGUGCACCAUUCAUCCCUACACAGGCAAAUUUGAGAAACUAUGCGUCCAGACUCGGGAUUCGUUUUGCAAUCUAGCCAACAGCACCUGGGACCGCACCGUGCUGAGACAAUCCGGACCUGGAUUGCUGCGUCUUGCAUUGUUCACUCGCCAAGGCAUUCACAAAUCAAAACGAGCAGACCCUGAUAAGUGGGAUGCAGGGGAUUGGCUUUCAGUCAUGAUCAGGUGGAUUCCCGCAAGCGUGGGCAUGAGUCUGCUGAUCUUUCUGCCACAAAAUGGUCUGCCAGCAGACAAAAACCCACACUCGUAUUUGCCCUUUCGAUACAACGGGUAUAGAUAUCCACGUAUGGCUCGCAACUUCUGGGAGAACAGGAAAGAAAUAUAUGAGCUGCACCCCAGCGAUGCUGGGGCCGCCACAGACGACAGCUUGCAGAUGUAUCGAGCCUUCAAGCCUCGUUUUCUCUGCUACCUUGAAGAAAAGACUGAUGAAGAUGGGAGAGUAAGAUGGCAUUUUGUAACAAAGCCUGUGAGACCGAACCAGAACGAUCACACUCCAUAUGUUUUCAUAUCUUAUACAAAAGAGCAAUUUGACAUACCAAAUGAUUCUCAGGCAACGCAUCAAAACUAUCAAAACUUGUUUGCUUGGGCAAUCAACGCCACAGCUUAUUAUGCAGAGAAUCUCGUAGAAGGUGCGAGAACGCCGAAGGCAUUUUGGAUCGACUGCAAAUGCCAACCAGCCAAACGAGUUGACGCAAGUGGUCAAGUGAAUGAUAAUUUAUCAGAGCGUGAGAAAAAGGAGCUCAUAGAUCGUGAUAUCUAUACUAUGAGCGAUAUCAUCCGAGGCGCCGAAAGUACCAUUGUUAUCACGCACAGUGUAACGGAUUCUGUAAGCAACGACUUGCUGCGUGGUUGGGGAGAUCGCGUGUGGACUUUACCAGAAGUGAUUCUCAGUAAAGGUAGCAAUGUAACGCUGGUCGUGCAUGGUGGAAAGCCAGAGCUUGUCCCCAAAGUCCGGCUGGCCGAACUAGCAUGGAAGGAUGCUGGUGAGGCGCGGCAACUUGUGGAACAUUAUACAAAUCUCCAUCUAAGCCGUCUUGAGCUGGUCAGCAUUGCGAUAAAAGCUCUGGCGAGACGAAGCCUCAAGGGGCACCAUGAAGGGGACCGGAGUUACGCCCUGAUGGGUCUCCUACGAGUCAGACCACUCAUCGACAGCCAAGACACGUCAUUUCAAGCGUUUGCAAGCAGGUUGUCACUACCGCAGGAUAACGACCGGCUAAUGGAACGUUUGAUCUGUUUGUUACCAAGAAGCCCAGACGAACCUUGGGAUAGCAUGUCAGAUAUAUUCAACUCAAGCCUCUGGGAUAUAUAUCCCGACACUCAAGUUUGUGGCAUCGGGGAAAACGAUACCAUUGUUGUGGAUGGAUUCAGAGGUGCCUUGAUCCAAUGGUCCAUGUUCUCACCGGUGCAAACAAUGCACCGUCAGACCCUUCUGAGAAAAAUCAUCCUCAUGGCGACUGCAUGUAUACCAAUUUUGAUGAUUGUCGGGCCACCGAUGCUCUCCACAGGAGUUAGCUCACAAAACACCGGCCCAACCGGCCAGACCGAUUCUGGCAGGGACCUCAGAAUCGCCGGUGGGGUUUUGACGGCAAUUGCACUCCUCAUACUAUUCUCGGCGCCGCUUUACGUCCCCCACAUGUACAAUGGGAAGUUGUACGAGGUGGAACCAUGCCUGUUUGGCGUCGAAGGCUACGUUCCUCUUCCAGAGGUGGAAGAACUAUUAUUUGGCUUUCGCCUGAAUAGACUCAAGUGGAGUACAUACGGGUCUCCACUCUCACGACAUCGACACAGUUCUGCUUAUCGCGAGAGAACAAGCAGAGAACAGGAAUACACAGAGUAUGACGAUUGUAACUCGCCACCAACUCCCAUGGGUCCGCCUACGGGUACCCGAAAUUUCACAUGGACAUAUCCAGUCGAUGCUGUUGACCCUUGCGCGUUCUGUGAGAACUGCGAAGGAAGUGAUGGUCUGUUUUGCACGAACAGCCAUGAGACAAUAAGCUCCAUAGAAUGCAAGAGUCGAAGCGAGUAUGGGGAGAUGAAGCUUCGUGUUUCUGGAGACACUGACAGAUACCCGGAAUACUAG